This is a messenger RNA of Trypanosoma brucei brucei TREU927, 786 nucleotides long. RefSeq lists its product as hypothetical. NCBI's taxonomy places the organism in Eukaryota, Euglenozoa, Kinetoplastea, Trypanosomatida, Trypanosomatidae. Bases 1 to 786 code for a protein of 261 amino acids. The transcript has a single exon. The record is from RefSeq and is a predicted model, not a curated record.
AUGAAUAUCGUCACAAGCUACUUCCUGGUGAAGCGCAUUCCCGGGAGCAUUUUUCUUGGUGAGGCUUCCCUACGAAAUGCCGAGGCACGGCAGCGUGAGUACUUGGAAUGCAUCAGGCAGAAUGUCACUCACAGAGAGGUGGACUCCCUGCAUCUUCUUAUCGAGGGAAGCGACGCAUACAACCACUUCCGAACACAUAUUAUGGAGAACAAUAAUUCGUUUCCCGACGGGCGGUUGCGGCAGAAAAUCGUGCCGAUACUGUGGCAGAAAGGGCAGCCAACGUACGCGGACUUAUUUGAACACGCCAAUAAGCUUCUCCGAGGGCGAUUGGCGAUGGUAUGCAAUGCUGACGUUUACAUAUCUCAGCACGGUGCGUCUGUGCGGGAUCUGGCAAGGCUCUUUGACCAGGGGGUACCGCGUGUGGCCUUGGCGUUAACGCGAUAUGAGAGCGAAAAUUUUAUGGACGCACCACUGCAAGAUAACUACAGGGGGUCCCACGAUGCUUUUGUUGUACGACCGCCGUUGGAAGACUCAUUGCUAAGAAGCGUGAAACAUCCGCAGAACUGUUACAAGGCGGAAAAUGUUGUGUUGCACGAACUACAACGGCAUGGGUACAUGGUGAAGAACCCCUGCCGCGAUUUCAUGCUGGUACACCGCCACGAAGCGGAUCUGCGGCAGUGGCUGCCUUCUGUCGAUGAGGAACGGUAUGCGAGAGCACCGCCAUGUAGCAUUGAAGAAGCUGUAAUCGCCCUGAAGGAAGAGAACGACAGGUUGGAACGGCAUUAA